This is a messenger RNA of Camellia sinensis, 675 nucleotides long. The record is from RefSeq and is a predicted model, not a curated record. Lineage: Eukaryota; Viridiplantae; Streptophyta; Magnoliopsida; Ericales; Theaceae.
UCCUACAGUUACUCUACCAUUGCUUGGGCUGCUUCUCUGCACAAGGGUGUGCAACCGCAUGUCGAAUAUGGAUACAAAGCUAAGACAACAGUAGGAACAGUUUUUAACUUCUUCAGUGCCUUGGGUGAAGUGGCUUUUGCCUAUGCGGGUCACAAUGUGGUCUUGGAGAUUCAAGCAACAAUCCCUUCUACACCUGAAAAGCCUUCCAAGGGCCCUAUGUGGAGGGGAGUGAUAGUUGCCUACAUAGUUGUGGCCUUGUGCUACUUCCCCGUCUCUCUAAUUGGAUAUUGGGUAUUUGGGAACAAAGUUGAUGACGACAUCCUCAUCACAUUAGAGAAACCUGCUUGGCUCAUUGCCAUGGCUAACUUGUUUGUCGUUAUUCAUGUUAUUGGAAGUUAUCACAUUUAUGCAAUGCCAGUGUUUGACAUGAUAGAAACCGCUCUCGUAAAAAAAUUGCAUUUCAAGCCAACCAUGAUGCUUCGCUUUAUUACACGAAAUAUAUAUGUUGCAUUGACAAUGUUUGUUGCCAUUACCUUCCCUUUCUUUAGUGGUCUUCUAGGAUUCUUUGGAGGAUUUGCAUUUGCCCCAACAACAUACUUUCUGCCUUGCGUCAUGUGGCUUGCCAGCAAGAAACCAGAGAAGUUUAGCUUGUCUUGGCUUAUUAACUGGGUAUGA